GGCCCUUGCUGUGGUUGAGUUUGACACCCCUGGCGUACCAGAAUGGUAUACUGUAGUAAGAUGGCUGCCGUGUAGGGACGCCGGUGACUCCGCCUCGAGUCAUCUAGCCUCUCUUAUAUAUAUCUACGAUAGAUACGUCCUCUAUCCCGAGUUACGACAACUCCGCUUGUGUUGCCAUGCCGUAAAACACUUCGUCCGACCUGCCACUGAAGAGAGACAGAAGGCCUAAAGCUUAUCAAUUUCAUAGACGAUGAAAGUAGGGUUAUCAAAACGCACUUUGAUUUUAUAGACAGUAUUUACGUCUUUCUCACGAUGAUCAUUGAGAAUGUUGAAGCCUUGAAAUCAUGGCUGGCAAAACUUCUGGAGCCAAUGUGAGUAUUGAAUUGAAAUGACAUUUAGCUCUCAUGCUAUGUAGCCACGUUAGCUCCUGCUGUAGUCAGUCAGUGUGUGUGUUUGCCUCGGUAUCUGUGUGUGCGUGUGUGAGGGGUUUUGCUGGAACCUGAUGGCAGAUUCGUGCACGAGUUAGCGGACCACAUUGCCGCUAGCUGACUUUCCAUAACAGAGCGGGAUGGCAGGAUCUUUGUUUUUACUCCUGCUUUAGAAAUGAUUAGAAUCUAGAGGAAAGUUUGUCUGUUUCUGUUGGUAUUUUGGAGUCGUUUUGUCACUGUUUGGACUCACAAAAAUACCACUUUUCUCAGAUCUUUGUGGAAACAUCUACCUGCAACAGUUAGCCAACUCUUAUACUGUUAUUUCUGAUUUUAACACAGACUGUAACCAAACCUUGAACAUCUACAGACACUCAUGAGAAUGUUUUACAUUCAAAUGAACAUUGUUUGCAUACUGGGUUACCAUAGAAACAGUUUACCUCCCUCCUUUUUCUUCCUCUCUGUUUAGCAUGGUUUAAUUGAACAGUUUUGCAGUUACAAAGGAUGAGAAUGAACCUAUUGAUGAAUUUGUGUUUUAUUGUAAUGAUGCAGAGCGUGUAGGAGUGACUGUGUUUGUUGUUGUGCUGCAGACACCUCCUGUCUCACAUUUACAAUCAUGCUCCUACAAGUUCACUGCAGCACUUUGAGGAAAAAGAAGAAUACUUUUGCUUCACAUGGAGAAAAACCUUGUUGAAAAACAUUGGUUUUCAAAUCAUGCAUGUAGGGCUUGGCGAUAAAUCGAUAAUGAUAUAUUAGUGAUGGGCACGGCAGUUCUUUUAAGAUCUACUGAAUCACUAGAAUCAGUUCACUGAAAAGAUUCGUCCAAAAGAUUCCUUCACUGAAUCAUUCAGCACUUGGCGGAAGGAGCCUGCGACUCCGACCUCCUGAACUAAUACACGGCUGAACAGGUCAGGAUUCAGUUCAAUUCAUAGCUUCUGGGACCAGGAGAUAAGAGUGUUUGGCUGUGUUGCUUUGGCAAACAGGUUUGUAAAAAUGAAGUCAUGAUGUUUUAAGUUUACUGUCUGAUGGUAUGUUAUUUACCAGGUCUGCUCGGUAAGUUUGGGUCAGUGAGUGAUUGGUUCACUGAAUGUUUAGAAGAGUUCACACUGAACAUUCACCGUUCCCUCGCAAACCACUGCAAUGAUAGGAUGCGGCAGGUUUAAUGCACUACUUGUUACAUGCUGUGUCCUAUUGUAUGCAGGUUGUUGUGGUGGCAAUUUAGCAGUUAGUUUUGUCCGACAAAAAUGAUUCCAGAGAGUGUAGUUCAAUACGUGAUUCGUUUACCAAGUGAUUCAGGCGUCAGCGCAUGUGGUCCCUCGUUUGCCGGAUACUCAUCUGGCAUCUGCACUGCUGACAGCUCAACUGAAGUGAGAAACGAAUGAAUCACUUGAGGAAUCACUUAAGUUCACUUAAAAGAUUUGGUUCUUUUGAACAAAUCGUUCACAAACGACGCAACACUAUGAUAUAGAAACUGAAUUCCCUCAAUAUCAAUAUCAAUAUAAAACAUGGUCAAUAUGCUUUUCGAUAGUCGGCAUUCUGCCAUGUUUUGGUAGACUAUACGAAUAGCCAAUGAAAAGGGGAGUUGCUCCGGGUCCACUUCGCACUGAACCAAUCAUGUGCUGAAUUAGAACUAAGUAUCAAACAACUGCGUAGUAGCAGGCUGCAGCUACACGCAACCAUAGCACUUAAACACGUGAAGCCGACAGAGAAAAAAGAAAAUGAGUUCUACCCCCAACAAAAAUGCAGAUGAAGGCUCAACAGAUGACGACAUCGUCGACAACACUGGCAAGAAAACAUUUUAGUUUGUUUUUUUUAGGUCAGACAUGAUGUCGAGUACAUGUGCUCGUGAACUCAGGGAAUACCUCAAAUCUUUUUCACCACCUGAAGCAGUGCUACGCGGCAGAGCACGCGCAACGCAAAAGGUUACAAACCCUGAGUGGGGCAAGGCGCUCAAGCCGACCGUUCAGUCCGCUCACUCAAACGCAACGCCUUACGACAAAACGUUGAAGAGACACAAAGACCUCACAGACGCAGCAGCGAAUUGUAUUGCAAAAGACAUGCUACCAAUAAGCACUGUAUAUCAUUUUUAUAUGUUUAUAUAUAUCGAUAUCGACUGAUAAGAAAAAAUUGUAUAGUGAUAAACUUUUUCCCAUAUCGCCCAGCCCUACAUGCAUGUGAUAUUAAUAUCUUGUGGCGACUUCUACCAAAUUUGGUGGUUCACUUGUGAAAUAGAGACCUGUGUUUUGUCGCCUUUCCUGCUUUUGUUUGGAUAUGUAAUGUAAGGGAACGUUGUGUUGUAGAGUGAGUUAAGUUUUAUGCACUUGUGUUAUCCAUUUAUUUGUGUUCCUAGUUGUACAUUAGCUCAGUGUUGCCAAAGUGCCUUCCUGUUGCAGCCUGUCAAGGCAGUGCUAUAGCUGAAUGAGAGCGCUGCUACAGUAUGAACGGCUUUUAAAUAUGUUUCUUUUUUUUCUUUCUUUAUUUUACUUUUAAGGGUUUAGUGUUCAGAAGCUUCAUUUUUUUUCUUUUUGAUUUAUAGGUGUUUAAGGGCUUCACUUGUCUCCGGUUAGGGUUAGGGCACAAUUCUAGGAGAAUCUGAUACUGCAAUAAAUUUAGUUUUUGUUUUAUUGGAAUAGAAAAAUAUACAGCUAUUUUAAUUAUAGAAAAUGUGUUUUUUUAAGUGUAUCUAUAUGAUUAAAAGCUUGUCACAACUAAACAAAACAUUCUUAUUUUUACCACACUUACCUUUAGCAAAUCUGAUGUUACAUGGAAAGAGAAAAAUAUGAUGUUUAAUAGAAUCAAUAAGAAGUGUGGUCAAUAAACAAAUACUGAACGGUACAUAGAAGCUUAGAUAACUCAGACUUUCUAUUGUUUAUCUGUUAUUCUUCAUGAUUUACACAUUACAUGUGUUUGCAGUGUUUUUCUCCUUAUUUCAACAUGCCUCCAAAAAGCAGUUUUUCACCAUUAAAUCACCUCCAUUAAUCUGAGGUUUAGCUGACAGUUAACUAAAGCUUCAUUUGACUGUAUAUCAACAUAUUUUAAAAGCAUGGCCACAAUACUCUAACAGGUCAAAUGUAGAUGCUGUGAAGUGUUAGUAUGCAUAAAAACAAAUCCUAAUUAAUUCUGAUAGUUAAUAUUUUUGUGGUGUGUUGAUUGCAAAUGCUUUUAUUGGGAUGUUGAUGAAUUAGCAGUUUGUUGUUUGGCUCCAGUUUAGUUUGAUUUGGACAUUUCUGCACACACUGAUAGAUUGACAGUUGACCUCUCUUAGUUUAAUUUUAUGUAUAUUUGACUUGUCUCACUUCCCUGCUGUAAUCUCUUAUACUGUCCCGCCGACAUUGAAGUGACUAAACUCCCUCUCACCCGCAGAUGCGAUGCUGACCCCUCCGCAUUGGCCAACUAUGUGGUGGCUCUUGUGAAGAAAGACAAACCGGAGAAAGAGCUGAAAGCCCUCUGUGCGGAUCAGCUCGAUGUCUUUCUACAAAAAGGUAUAAACUCCACUCCACUCCAAGUUUCUCUCUUCUUGUUUUCAGUGAGUGCGUCACGCUGUGAGUUAUUGACCGCAGCUCUUUCUGGUCGAAAGGACUGAGCAAAAACAGUUCCCCUCCAGCAGAGAUUUCCAACAUUCAGCCGACUGUAUAUAUUUUUACUCACACUUUGCAUCCCACAGUAUUGACUGCUGAGUUGUUACACAAUCUGAUAAAAAAAUCGAUCAGCUUAAACAAUUUUAGGUGAGUGACAAACUGGACGACAACUUGACUGUUCAAGAAAUCUGACCAAGAGGCUUUCAUACUUAGCCGAACUGAUCUGUCUGAGCUAGGUUAAAAUGAUUAUAGAUUAGCAGAGAGAAAGAAAGAAAGAAAGAAUAAAAAAGAGAGAAAGAACUAUUAAAGAAAGAAAAAAUAAAAAAGAGAGAAAGAACAAUUAAAGAAAGAAAGAAUGAAAGAAAAGAGAGAAAGAACAAUUAAAGAAAGAAAGAAUGAAAGAAAAGAGAGAAAGAACAAUUAAAGAAAGAAAGAAUGAAAGAAAAGAGAGAAAGAACAAAAGAGAGAAAUCUAAAGAUAGAAAAAGAGAAAGAACUAAUGAAAGAAAGAAGAAAAAAUAAAGAAAAAAGAAAUUAAGAAAGAAAGGAAAGAAAAAAAGAGAAAAGGAAAGAGAAAAAGGAAAAAGAAUAAUAGGAGGGAAAAUGGAAAGAAGAAAAGAAAGAACGUAAAGAAAGAAUGAAUGAAAAAAAGGAAAGAAAUAAGAGAAAGAAUGAAUGAAAGGAAGAAAAAAGAGAAGAUAUGAAAGAAAGAAAGAAAAAAGAACAAAUUAAGAAAGAAAGAGAAAAGGAAAGAAAAAAGGAAAAAGAAUAAUAGGAGGGAAAAUGGAAAGAAGAGAAAGAAUGAAUGAAAGGAAGAAAAAAGAGAAGAUAUGGAAGAAAGAAAGAUAGAAAGAAAAAAGAGAAGAUAUGGAAAAAAGAGAGAAAUAAAGAAAAAGAAAGAAUGGAAGAAAUUAAAAGAGAAAGAAGGAAAAAGGGAAAGAAAAGAAAGAAAGUUUCUCUCUGUGUUGACUGUAGCGCCCCCUCUGGACAAAGUGGUUACCCUCAUAUUCUUGAUCAUUUUUAAAGUUUUAUUGAUUGACACAAAAAACCCUCCUGUUGUCAUUUCAUGUUAAAAUGUUUUACUUAUUAUCUGAUGCUUGUCAUUCUUGAAAACAGCCACCAGAGGGCAUGAUGCAUGUGUUGAAAAAGUCCCCAGUCUGUUAUGUUUUCAGACAUGGACAUCACAUUUCUGUGAUUGUGAAUUUAGAAAAUAAGAGGUUGUUCCAUGAGUGAGGAGCGAUUCACAGAUUGAAACAAAGCCGAUUGAUCCUCUCUCACAUGAUUCUUUGUGUCUUCACAGAGACGGUAGGAUUUGUUGAUAAGCUUUUUGAAUGUCUGACAACCAAGAACUACCUGGGAAAUCCCCCUGCUAAGGAGGUCCCCAAGGAGGAGGUCAAACCACCUGUAGUUAAACUUGAUGUUGUGGAGGUAAAAACAGUGAUUUACUGCAUUCAGACUUUGAGCUGGAAACUGUUUCAAUAAUAUCCUGUUGCAAAAGAAUUUAAAUAACGAAUGUGUUGUUAUAUUUCAUGUAUUUUAUGUUUCUUUCAAGGCUGAAACUCCAGAGGAGGAGAGAGAAAACAGGCGGAGGAGAAGUCCUCUGAGAAACCGCUCUGACUUCAAUGAGCCCAGGUACAGCUGAAACUUCAGGGACUCAGUCCAAGUCAGCUCCACGAUCGAAUUGGAGUUAUUUAAAUUUAUUAUUCUGAUAUCAGGGCUUGAUACAAACAUAAUUUUUUUAAGCGCACAUGUGACUCUUAAAACAAUUCACACACAUCUAUUUUUAGUCGCAAAUGUGGGUGAAACGGUCAGACUGUCAAGCCCUAAACUUGCUAAUCAAUCUUGGAAAAACUUCCUUCAUACAUGCACACAACUAUAGUUGCCAAAAAAAUUUAAAAAAUGGAAAGCCGACUGCAUCUCUUGUUUUUGUUCAGUUCCAUGUGAGCACAUUUGACCUUCUACCCCACAGGAGCCGAGAUGACAGGAGGCGAGAUGAGCGCAAGCGCCGCGACUUCGAUCGCCACGGGAAAAGCGGCAGCGACUCCCACCGAGAGCGGGAGCGCCACGAGCGCCGCAGGGGCAGCCCCCGCGGGAGGAGCUACAGCCGGAGCCGCAGCCGGAGCCGGAGCGGCAGUCGUGGAAAGAGCAGGGACAGGGAGCACAGAGGAGGCAGAGGUGAGACAGUCCCCCCCCACACACACACACACUACCUCACCUUGCUACACACAACCAAUGACAACAGCAGCAGCACAGGGGAGCAGACCCAGGAGUGUAGGAGUGUCUGAAGCCCGUAAGCAGAGAGUUAGUGAGGCAGAGAGGCAGUAGGAAAUAAACUGAAGGUGCUAAAACCGCAGCGCAGAUCUGGAUGUAGAGACAAUGUGGACGGCUUUACAAUCUCAUCAGUGGGGAUUCAACAACAGAGGCUGGAUUUGGCCUUAUUACCCACAAGGUUUAUCCACAUCAGAGUGACUUUCAUUUCUUCGAUGGUGUUUUUUUUUUCUCUACUAUGAUCCAGUCUUUAAACCUAUCUCUGUGUUUUUUUGUCUUCUGCAGACUUUAAAUCAAAGUUUGAGUCAGAACGGAAAGACACCGACUGCUACAACUCGUCAUCAUCCGGCUCCCAGCAGCAGCAGCAGCAGCACCCGUCACCUCUGCUCCCCCUGCCCACACCUCCGCACCCCUUCUCAUCGUCUUCAUCCGCGGGAGUCUCGGGCGUCUCUGUGGUGACACCGGCCCACCUGCCCGACAGCACGACAGACAGCUGGUCCGGCUACUACAGCGCCCAGAGGCAAGACGGCGCCGGCAAACCGUUCAGCAACAAGGGCAUUUCACUCAAACAGCGGUGCAGGGAUUACGAUGGUAGGAGCCUGUUUUCCUCUCUUUAAUGCUGUUUUGUGUGUUUUCAUUCAUGGUGAUAUGAUCUUUGAAAACUUUGCUGUGUUUAUCGUGUCAAGUCCCCAUGAGGGUCACUGAUUACCUUGUUUAGUCUCAUCACUAAUGACCACUGUUAAGCAGUCCCUCUCAUCUCUAGAGGGUUUAUACUUACCCACUGUCCCUGAUGUGUUCUGCUGUCUGUCACAGUGUUCAAUAACAGCCACCAGGGAAACUGUUUGGUAAUGAGACUGUUGGGUAAAUGCAUCCUCGGUUGGCCCUGAUGACUUUCUUGAUUUAUUUUCACUCUUCUGUUUUUUCCUCUGUCAUAUUUCUGUGAAAAAAUCCAACAUCUGAUCUGCUGAUUUUCUCCCCUCACUCAGAAAAGGGAUUCUGCGUCCGUGGCGACCUUUGUCCAUUUGACCACGGCAAUGACCCUCUCAUCGUGGAUGAUGUCAACUUGCCCAACAUGAUCCCCUUCCCGCCCCCACCUGUCAUGCCCCCCGCCGGCCUACCGAUGCCCCCGAUCACUGAGCCACCCCCUCCCCUCAGGAUGCCUUCGAUGCCACCCUAUGGGCAGCCACCACCACCAGGCGUCUUCCCCAUGACCGGUAAGUCAGACGGACAAAUGUCCAUAUACGGCAGCUAAUAAGCUACUGAAAUUGAUCUAUAUUCUGUUUGAUGGCUUGAUUGUUGUUUGGUUGAAAACCUCUUCUGUAAGUUUGACUCUCAGGAAUAUGUCACACAGUGUCCACACUAAACUUCUCAAAAGCUGGUUGUAGAAUUAUUUAUACAGAAGAAAUCUUAAUUUAUGUCAGUUUAUGUUUUCUAUAAUGGUAAUUAUUGUUCUUUGUGUAAAGCAUGUGUUAUGAUAGAGUAUAAGGGCAAAAUAAAAUAAAAAAGAAGACUUUGGGAUUAAAGUCGUUAAUUUACGAGUAUUAAGUCUAACUAACGAGAAUAAAGUCAUCAUGGAAUCAUUAUGAUACUUUUGAUAAUGUGGUGCUGAUGUGCUAAAAGAUAAAGUAUCUCCUUGUUUGAUGAAACCGAUAUUGGAGAACAUUUUCAUGAAGUGCUCCAUGGCUCUAAUUUCAACAACUGUCAUCGUAAACAACGGGUUAGAAUAUAAAGACUUUAUAACAACUUCACUCUCCUAAGUGAUUACUUUAUUCUUUAAAGUUAAUGACUUUAUUCUUGUUAGUGAUGACUUUAUUCUCAUAAGUAAUGACUUUAAUCUUGUUAGUAAUGACUUUAUUCUUGUUAGUAAUGACUUUAUUCUUGUUAGUAAUGACUUUAUUCUCAUUAGUAAUGACUUUAUUCUCAUUAGUAAUGACUUUAUUCUUGUUAGUAAUGACUUUAUUCUUGUUAGCGAUGACUUUAUUCUUGUUAGUGAUGACUUUAUUCUUGUUAGCAAUGACUUUAUUCUCAUUAUAAAUGACUUUAUUCUUGUUAGUAAUGACUUUAUUCUCAUUAGUAAUGACUUAAUUCUUGUUAGCAAUGACUUUAUUCUCAUUAGUAAUGACUUUAUUCUUGUUAGUAAUGACUUUAUUCUUGUUAGUGAUGACUUUAUUCUUGUUAGUAAUGACUUUAUUCUUGUUAGUGAUGACUUUUUUCUUGUUAGUAAUGACUUUAUUCUUGUUAGUAAUGACUUUAUUCUCGUUAGUGAUGACUUUAUUCUUGUUAGCAAUUACCUUAUUCUUGUUAGUAAUAACUUUAUUCUCAUUAGUUAUGACUUUAUUCUUGUUAGUAAUGACUUUAAUCUCGAAGUCCUUAUUUCUCUGAGGAAAAACUCUGCUAUGUCUCUCUUUAUACACCCUUCUCCUUUAUUCUAAUCUGAGGAGUUUCGACCUCAAUCUUUGAGUGUGAUUUAUACCUAAGUUUUAAAAAAUGCACGAUUUGAUGGUUUACGUGUUUUCUAGACUGAGUGUUUUGAUACAUAUUUCACCUAAAGAUUGGUGAAGAACUUCCUGUGUGUAUCAGCUGGUUUAUGUCAAUGACUUCAGUUUUAGUUUGGGUGAAUUUAACACAUUAAUCCUCAUUCGAUCUCUUCUUUUCAUCCAAAUGAUUAAAUUAAACUCUUGAUUAACUUUCCCGCUCACUAAAACUCUACUAAUUUCUUUGUUUUAUUGCUUAAGCUUGAGUUAAUAAGCAAACUAGGAUUUCAUCAGUAUAGUUCUUUUCCUGGUGUUUCUCUGCAGUGUAUUUGCAGCUGAACUAACCCCUGGUUUUUGCUUUUGUGUUUACGAGUGUUUUUAAAAAUCACAUAUGAAUUCAAUCAGUCUCUUCCAAAACCAUCUUUGUGGAUCGAUUAAAAUGAAAGUCGUGUGUUUAAAUCAGGGCCUUUCUGUCACUCCUGUAAUAUACCUGAGACAUCAGCUUGGGCUUGUGUCUCCCUCAGGACCCCCACUGAUAGCUACCAGUGGGAUUGACACCCCCAACCACCAAUCGGCAAUCACUUCCUCUCCUCCUAUCGGACCACCCGGGGUGGGGCUGCCGCCUACUCUUCCUCCUCCUCCUCCUCCACCUCCUCCUCCUCCCUCCUCGUCCUCAUCUGUGUCUCUUCGUCCCCAAUAUGUCCAGUCUGAAUGUAAGCAGCCAGGCUUUUCCUCUUCAGAUUGGGACUGUGAAUCUGCUUUCUUGUUCUCUGAUAUUUCUUUUUUUUUCUGCUUUUAAUGUUACUCAUGAUCAGACAGGACUCUCUGCCGUAAAUAAAGAAGUAGAAUCAGUAAAAAUUAAUGAGAGUUCGGCUGAUUUAGAGGGAUUUCAAGGACUUUGUUUAUUAUUUGUUUGAAGUUUGUUUGUACAGUGCCCAUCAUAAGUCAGUACACUCCCUAUUAAAAGUGAAGUAUUACUCAAUAUCUAGAUGAGCAAAAGUAUAAUUUCCAAAGCUUUGACAAAGCUGAGUUUAAGAUAAUAUUUUAUUUACCAUGAGAUGAAAAUAAUAUGAUAACUAAAAUUUAGCUUUUGUUUGCAAUCAAUGGUCUACAUUUGGGGGAGUAUUUUGUUGUAUAGUCUACCAUAGAAAAUGUUGAUUUUGAAAGGAAACUAAAUGUUUUCUGACAACUCUGAAGGGGUGUACUCAUUUCUGCUGAGCACUGUAGAGCAUGAAGUGCAUGAUUGAUUUUUUGUCACGCUGCAGUGACAGUUCUCGGCCAGAGGGUAGCGCUGUUCAUCAACCUCAGAAGAGACAAAGUAGCUCAAAAGCAAUCAACAUGAACUCUGCUGCUGUGUUUCAUUGUGCUGAGUGCUUUCGCUGUAAUUCAGCUUAUGAAUAAUUGUACAUUUCUACAGUAAAAGCUAAGUUAGUGUUUCUAUUUUCAGUCAAUUUCAAACUCCAGACUUUGUCCUGAUUUCAACCCUGAUACAGAAAUACAACUGUCUCAUUUUGUCUCAAUGGAACAGUAAACUUUGGUUUGGAACAAUCAUCGAAUGAUAACAUUUGAUUUGUUUUUAUUUUGAUUAAUUUACUUAAUUUGUGUUGAUAUAUUCAUGAAAUACGAGGGUGCUGAUGUUUGUCUGUUUUACUUUGUUUUAAAUUUAGAUAACUACGACCCAGAAGGAUACAACCCAGAAUCCCCUGGCCUGACGACGGCGGGUCGAAACACGUAUCGCCACUUCAUCCCGCGGGUGCAGACCCAGCGCUCCAACCUCAUAGGCCUCACUUCCAAUGAAGGACAGGGCUCCAGAGGUAGAACACUCUUCGAUUCUUCAACCUAACCUUUAAUAUAAAACAGGCUGGAACAAAGGAUAUCAAACAUUCAACUUUAAUUCAUAAGUAGAACGACCGACUCUUUACUCUGUCUUAGUGUGAGCCAACAUUGAGAAUCGCAAAGGUCUCAUCAUUCCUCUGUGUUUUUGUCUCUGUGUGGGUUUUCAAGCUGCCAACAUAGUGAUCCAGACAGAGCCUGUCACUGCGGCGAGCACUCCUGGAGGUAACGUGCCCCGCUUCAACGCGGAGCAGGACAACAGGAAGAGAACCAUGGGACCCAGUACAGCCGAGGGACCUGCAGCUAAAAAACCCUGGAUGGAGAAGUAAGGAGUCGAAGACACGCACAUUUGAAACAGUCCACUCCAAAAUAAGAUGUUCAAGUUUGAAAGCGAGAGUGACUUUUAAGAGACUCGGUUCACACAGUACAGUUCUGCGUCAGUUAGCACGACAAUAAGCAGUAAAUAGAAAACCAGAGGUCCUCUGUGUGUACUUUUUAGGGUUGUAAAAAGUCCGCCAUGAUUCCAUUUCAAACUUAAUAGAAAGUUUAAACGUUUAAACUGUAGGCUACACAGUGCGCCUGCGCGGCUACUUCUGAAGACUCAGGUGAAUGAUGAUUAACACAGGGUUUCCCCUACGUGCAAUUGAUCAUGGCGCAUCGCCACGGCUAAAUAAAAGCCGCCACACCUUAAAAAUGAGUUUUUUUCUUACGUGGCUCUACCUCAGACUCAUAUGUAUCAGUGUACAUGCGUGUGGCACACUGCGAAGUAUUUGCAUUCGCGAGUUAACGUCAGCAAUCUCACAGCUGAAUUGUUAACCUCCCCAUUUAUGAUUUACCAUUACACCAGUUACCGUUACAUAGUAGUACCUUAGGCUGUAAUCAACCAAAGAAAUUCUUAGUCAACUACAACCCUGAAAAUUUCAACCAAAAAUUGACUAAUCAGGGGCAGACCGACUGCAAACCCUUCUGCAACGGGGGACGACACGGCUCGGCGGAGUGAAAAUAUACUGACAUGGAUGGUAGAGGAGGACUCACAUGAAAGUUGAAACGCUCAAAAUUAAACUAUAAAUAUUCAGCAAACCAUCCGACGUUGUAUGAGUGGACGCUCUUUAAUGUUCCUGUCUCCAGCGGGUUGGGCGAAUCCAAAAUGGUGAAAACAAGGGGGGUGUUCUGAGACAGGCUGUUACCAUGUGAAACAGGGGUGCUCUGAAAACACCCCCACUAGCAUUUGGUACGUUCCUUCUGAUGAAAUUAACCAUAGACUGUAAAUUGACGCGAAAAAAAAUCGAGUCGACCAAUCAGAAUUUUGGUCGACUCGGCACACAUUGACCUAUAAGUCAACCAGUCAACUUACUUUCGGAGCAAAACAUCUUCUUUAUCUUCUCCAGUUUUUCUGCUUUUAUUAGUUAUCUUCAUUAACACACAUACCAUGAUAAACUUCAUCACAGUCUUCUUCUUCUUCUUUUUUCAGGCCAGGCUUUAACAACCAACAUAAAAGUAGCUUUCCUAAGAGGUAUCACUAUGUCAACACUAAACUGGAGGUGCGCAGAAUCCCACGGGAGCUCAACAACAUCACCAAGUUGAAUGAGCACUUCAGCAAGUUUGGAACCAUCGUCAACAUCCAGGUGAGGUGGCAAUCUUUGUAGUCAUCGAGGUACUUUAAACUGCGAGGCUUAAGCUCUUUCGAUCAGCCAAAAAGUUCUGCGUAUGUUGCAGUGGCAUUUUCUCGACAGAAGGUAGAAACCUUACGCAAUUUCACUCAAAGCAAACCUUGAUAAUCUACUCUCUUAUUCAGGUGGUGUUUGGUGGAGACCCAGAGGCAGCGUUGAUUCAGUACACAAAGAACGAAGAGGCCAGACGGGCCAUAUCCAGCAUCGAAGCCGUCUUAAACAACCGCUUCAUUCGAGUGUAUUGGCACCGCGAGCCAGGCACCAACGCCAUCGCACCUCAACAGCAGCAGGAUCAGAGCUUAGGGAGUCAGGCACCCGGGUCGGUGCCCAGCCAGGCGCAACAGCACAGCAGCAUGCAUAAGGUCAGCAUGCAGAGCUGAAACAAAGUCCUUUCGCCUUCUUCGCAUGUCUUACUUUAUUAGAUUAACCUUUUUUUCCUCUUUGACUGCAGGGAAUCAAGCAGCACAAUCCCGCUGCCUAUGUGUUGAACAAAACUCUUCAUAAGAAUCGCCUGACAGCGGGGGCUGGGGCGACAGCCACGACCAAGCCAGACGCCCUGAACCCAAACACAGACACUGCCACUGUAAGUUUUAGUCAUCUUGUUUUGUUAAUAUGAGCAAAGAAAGUUAUCUCCGUUACAUAAAAAGGAAAGAAUAGAGAGAACAGAGCCAACAGGGAGAGUCACUCAGCCGACACGAAGCUCUUUCUGAUUGCCUCAACGCCUCAAUCAGCCUCUCCUUCUGUCUUUUGCUUUUAGUUGGCGCCUGCACUGACAAACGCCCAGAAGGGCCCCUACUCUUCCUCAACCCUAAAGUCGUCAUCGAAGAGCCUUGGGAAAACGGCAAAAGUACUCGAAGCACAGGAAGUCCUCAAGAAGAAACAGGCACGUUGCUUAAUUUUUCAAUAUGUAUUUCGACUGGUACCAGAAUAGCAAAGUCAGGAUCAGCCACUGAGAGAUGACCACCAACAGCAAACAGUGUGUUAUCGGUCUCACUGAAUGUGUUUUAUUCAUCGCUUUUGUUCACUUAGGAGGCAUUAAAACUCCAGCAGGACAUGAGGAAGAAGAAGCAAGAGAUGUUGAAGACUCAAAUCGAGUGUCAGAAGGUAAGACUGGCUCGGUGACUCAAUCUUAGCUCAUCUUUCUGUUUAAAUUAUUGCACAUUUAGCUUAAGCGUUUCAGUUAUCGAGUCGGAAGUUGGCUACAUCUACGAAAGUUAUUUUAGGACUUGCCUUAUGUUCGGACAAGGCAAGCGCUAAAAUAACUUUCGUAGAUGUAGCCAUGUUGUUUCUGCCUCCGAUUUUGCUUUUUUCCAACUUGGUAACUGAAACGCUGGGAACUCGGGUCAUUUUCAGCUCAGACUUCUGACUUCCAAAGUACACACUGUUGUUAUGGUAACAUGGGCUCUGCAUGCUGGAUGGGGCGAUGCCGGAUAGAAGUGCCGGAGCGGAGUCUGGAAUGGACUGCUUGUAUCUGAGAUUUUAGAUGCACGCCAAUAUAACCCGAUAUUCGUUUUUCUGCUGCUGGUGUCCCUAUCCAAUAUUGAUAUUGGAUAUCGGUCCGAUAUAUCGGAGCGGGACAUCCCUAACAAAACCUAACAAGACAAAAAGUGAUAAGAUUUCAAAUUAUAAUCCUUGCUCAAAUAUUUUAUAUGGACGGGCUUUUGAAGCAGUUUUUUUAGCCAGGCCCUAAAACUUGCCUUGUUUCCAGCGAUUUUUUCUGUAUUUAAAUAUCCCCUGUUUUCUUUGGUUGGAGCUCAAAAUUGUAGAAAAGUAUCAUAUUCAUUAUUUUUAAUAUAACAGGUGGAUAGGAGAGGAUACAUGUGUCAAAAAUUGGUGGUAAACUCCAGCACGUCGCCAACUACAAAGCUGAAAAAGGGAAAAUUACAUGUUCAUCAUCAAAUAUGAUUUUUCUUUUUUUUUUAAAGGUCUGUUGACAUGCAUGUGUGUCUUUCUUAGGCCCUAAUAAACCGCCUUGAGAAGAACAGAGGGAUGAAACCUGAAGAGAGAGCCAACAUCAUGAAGACCCUAAAAGAGCUGACUGAGAAGAUCGCUCAGCUGCAGAAUGAAAUGAACCCGGCAUCCCAGGCCCCCGGUGCCAAACCCAACCACAGCCAGCCCAAGACCAAGACUGAUGUAAGACUGAUUUUACACAGAUACACUCAGAGGGAUGACUUCUUAUUAUUCACGCUUAAAAUUGAGCAAAAUGUUUUCUUCUUAUACCUGACUUGUCACCAGGCCCAGAAGGAACUGCUGGAUGCUGAGCUGGACUUUCACAAGAAGAUGAGCUCUGGAGAGGAUACGACAGACCUGAAGAGAAAACUGGGACAACUACAAGUGGAGGUAAAAGAUUUGAAAAAAGUCCCACAAUGAUCAGUAGGAUUAUUUAAAACCGGUUUCUUUUUGGAAAAGUACACAUGAAUAAGAAGUAUUAAUUAACUUAAAGUAGAAAAGAUGGACUGCUUGGUCGUCAAAGUUGAUAAAUCCAAAGUUACUUACAUUUAGGUCAACCACAGAUUAACAAUCAGAGUACAAAAAGGUCCAGUGGACAGUGAUAGCUUUUGUGCGUCAUCAGUCUUUUCUACAUUUGAGGACGUGACACCAGGAAAUUGUUCAGAGGAAGUUGACAGAUAAGACGCUGAACAAUAUCUGACUGUGAAUAAUGAGAGAAGAGAGAGUAAUAUUUAUUUAUCAAGUUUUUCUUGCUAAAUGGAUGAAAUCGGUUGGUAGCUGCGGACAAAGCCUGUAAAGCACAUUGAAACCAAAGAUAGGAAUAGGAAAUACCGAAAGACUCUUCGGUUCAAUUUUUUCAAAAAUGAGGAGGCGGUGACGGUCAUUCAAGAACAUACAAGCUUUACUUGGAGACAGUACAAAAAGUGGGCCUUGUCUCUGACGUCACCCAUUAGUUUCUGAGUAGGCGUUUCAAUACUCAGUGAUAGCGAUCAUAACAGGAAUGCUGACUCAACAUAAUAUACAGAUAACCUACAGAGGCGAAGAGGAAGAGCCGAGGUGGGCUUUUGGCCACAACAGGCCCACCUGUCUGUCAAAUCAGUUUCACCCCUGAUGAUGCAAAUGUGCGUACAACUCCUGGACUUACAGUCAGUGUGACUAAAGGAAGGACCACAACCAUUUUUAGACAAAGCUGUAAACAUGUCAAUAAAUUAGGUUUGUUGAAAUAUGUCAAUAACAGAGUUUCUGCAGCUUUUGCAACCAGAUGCAAGUGAAAACUCAAGAACUGCAGUUUUGUUGCUUUCAUUACAGUAUAAAAGAGUCUUACAUGGUUGGGAUUAUCAUGCAUAUUAGGGGUGGGUAUCACCAGUGGCCCCACAAUAUGCUAUUAUCACAAUACUUGGGCAACAAUACAACACUAUCAUGAUACUUGGGCCACGAUACAAUAUUGUCACGAUAGUUAGGCCAUGAUACGAUGUUAUCACAAUACAAUAUUGUCACAAUACUUGGGCCACGAUACAAUAUUAUCAUGAUACGAUAUUAUCCGGUACGGUAUUAUCACGAUACUUAGGCCACGAUACGAUAUUAUCACAAUACAAUAUUGUCACAAUACUUGGGCCACGAUACGAUAUUAUCAUGAUACUUGGGCCACGAUAUGAUAUUAUCACGAUACGAUAUUAUCACGACACUUGGGCCACAAUACGAUAUUAUUGUGAUACUUGGGCCACAAUAAGAUAUUAUCACAAUACUUGCGCCAAGAUACAAUAAUAUAGUAAUUUUUAACAUUCUUCAGUAUAGUGAGUAUUGCAAUUUCUACAAAUUUUUCAAUUUUUUAGCUAAUUCAGCAUUUAGCUUUCCUUUAUGUUUGCCUUAUUUACUUUGAUUUUUAUGUUUAUUUAGCAUAUCUUGCAAACUUCAUAUACAUUUGUUGUACUAACUUUUUCCUGUUCUAUGAAGUCACCUCUGCCAACCUCACCGGACAAACAGUUAACUUUAUUUUUCCAUUAUUAUAGAUUUGACUUCAUUUUAAUGAUUAAUUUGAAAAAAUGGAUACUUGAUAAAUGAGACAAUAUGAUAUAUCACCAGACAAAAUAUCGCAAUGCAAUGCUAUCGCGAUUUUUUUCUGAAGUAAUCCCAGAUGGGACUUUAGGGUGCUCUGGAUGGCCUCUUUAAAGAGUGUCACAAGAAUUCAGCGAGAUCAACAUGAGAUUUUCCCCAGUUCGAGACAUCACCAAACAGUGAAUCUCCUAAAAGUCGAAUUUGUCAUUUAUUAAAAGGAAAACAACUUUUUUUUGCAGGGCAACAGUGAAGGAGGCUUCUAGAAAGCUGGGUUCGAAUGCUAGGGGCCCCUAAAAUGAAUGUGUUAAGAACUAGUCGGGCUUUGAAUCAUGUAAAGCUGCUAAGAAGCUACCAGAGGGACAAUAUAAAGAUAAAAAUAUGAGCAGAAUAACCCCCUUUUUUAUGUCUUUUUUUGGGGGUUUUGUAAACAAGCUCUAAAGUUUAUGCAAGGCUACCUUCCUGCAGCACAAAUAAAGACCUAUAACUCAUCUCUCAUUCAAACAGACCGCACCCACAAGUACACUCAAGGUCGGCUGUGUCACCAGAUCAGCCUUACAAGAACACAGCUUUUGUUAGCAACACCCUGCCCAGCAUGUUUCAUUUCAUUUUUACUUGCUAUCUACCCCUUGUGGAUCCUAAAUUAUCUCGUCAUUAAAAAUGCAUACGUCUACCAUCCAUCCAAACGAGGCUGUCCUUCUGCACAUUAAACCGCAGCCACUUAAGAAAGCCCAGAGGAACCGCCACUAACGAAGCCAAAUAAGACGACGCCGGUCGUACGCUGAUGGAGCCCCGCCUCAUUAAAGUUUGAGAAAGUCGCAGGAUGACAAUUAGAGGGAGAAGUGAGGGAGGGACAAAUGGAUGAGAGAGAGAGAGAGGGAGAGAGAGAGUGGUUAGAAAGUCAUUUUAAAAAUGGAGGAGUGACAACUGAUGUUGAGAGGCAGAGAGGAGCGAACGAGCGAGGAAUGAUAAAGCACCGACGAAGAGGACGUGUAAUGUUCUCUCUCUCUACUUUGUGAGAAUUUGAUUUCACCGCUGCGCAAGAUUCACUUUCCUGCCUCUGUGGACGCCAGAUAAAUCAACACUAGAGUUCCUGGCAUGUUUGUUUUCCUGUAGAAAAGCAUCAAGACUCACAAUCUGUUUUCCACAUCUGCUCCUGAUGAUUUUUUUAACACAGCCAGGUGGCGUCCGUAUAGUUUUGUCAAUGUGCCUGUUUGUAUUCAUAACUCAAAACCUCCCUGUCUGUCUUCCCUCAGGCCACUCGGCUGGGACUCAUCCGGCCUCCAGGCGGUCGAGGUCGGGGUCGAGGCAAGAUGGCGGCGGAGCCCGGUUCGAUGCAUGUAGGGCGCGGAAGGGGCCGCAGCCGAGAUAUGAUGGGUCGCGGCGGAUCUGUGAACCGCAUGGUGGUGGACCACAGACCCAGAGCUCUGGCUAUUUUGGGCGUUACUCAGGAGGAGAAGGACGAGCUGAUGCCGCACUUUGUGGUGAGAAAUCUUGACUCUUCUUCGUGACUUGUUUUGUUUUUAUUUUCGUUUCAUGGGUCACACCAAAAACUGUCUGUUUUGUCUUUUCUCAGAAAUUUGGUGAGAUUGAGGACGUCCGUUACCAGGACGCCAACACGGUUGUUAUGACCUUUAAAACGAGGAGUGAAGCGGAGAAUGUAAGCCUUUCUCUCUAUCCAUAACUAAAUCGGUAAAAUACAUCAUAAUGAUAUAAUUUUGUAACGUAUUUCCCCUUUUUUUUUUUUGGUUUUCCAGGCAGCGAACCAAGGAGCCAAAUUCAAAGGUCGCGUUCUGCAGAUUUCCUGGUACAAGCCGAAGACGCCCUCUGUUACAACAGAGCCAGAAGAGGAAGAGGCUAAAGAUGAGGACAACACGGUACGACACAAAAAAAACACCAACAUUAAAGCACAAUACGCCAUCAUGUUUUAUGAAGAGUGACACCAAGCAAACCCAAAACCAGGGCUUGAGCUCCGUGGAAAGUGCAGAUCUGAAAUUUCCAAGCGGGCAAACUUUUUUUCUGAGUUCUGGUUAUAUUCACAGAUUCUACUUUCUGUUUCUUUCUGGUGCCUCUAAAUUUUUCACCACAGCUCCCAGUGGAAAAUCAGGGCAAGCCUCUCAGAACUAAGAGCAUCUCAGCCCUUUGAGUAAAACUGCAUUACUGUCAGGUGAAAUCCUCCUACUGUAAUUUCAUGUUAUGGGACGAGAGGCAUUUUUGGAGCCUCAGAAAUCAGCAGAGCAGAUGCUGUUCGCCUUUUUUAAUUACCUCAUGGAAAAGAAAAGACGUUUUCCACGAUAUUUAAACCAGUUUAACUCAUUCAGUGCCAGGUUCAUUUACGCGGUAUUCACCAAGUGCCACCAUUGACCGCAAUCGAAAUUUCUGUAUCUUUCAGGACCCACAGAAUAUCUUGUGCUUGGGCUAGAUUUAAGUGCAAUAUCUCAAAAGGAAGGGGUGAUUCUCUUCUUUCAUUAGAAUAAAAAAGUGAGUCUCUAACCCACUCCUGUGUUUGGUUAUUGCCUGCUCAAUGCAGCGUGGUCAUAUCAUAUUUGCCGAAAAAGAAACCUCGGAAAAACACAUUUUUACAAAGAAGAGACUUUCAAGCUACUUCUUCAAACUACUUUACCGGUGGCAUCAAGGUCCUCCCUUUCUCUGACACCUCUCCUCAUCACUCUCGAGAUCCCAAUGUGAUAGAUCGCUUUGUGAUGGCUGGGAGUCGUGUUAUUAGCUCUUGAGAACCUAAUGCCGUAAACCACACAGACUGCUUGCGUCCUUCUCGCCGGGACUGUCGCCGAGUUACGGUUCAGUCUGGCUCAGACCGAAAAUUGUUUCUUUGAUUGUCUGCUGACGAUGUGAAGGUCCAGUACCAGGAUCUCUACUGGCUCCAGAGACGGUAGCACCGCGCCCACAGGAGACCGUUAGCUCUUGGCUAAUGACUUCGGCAUUUUCCUACUCUCCUCAUAGAGAAAAACACUCCACAACUAGGCUAACUGGCACACUUGAUGGCACACUUCUCACUGGCGAGUACUUGGUUUUGUUAUUGUAACAUGGUUAUGACGUAUUUGUCGGCUUUUCUGCGCUCAGAACGACCCCAAACUCAAUCACAUGUUGGGGAGGAGCAUCCUCUGAUGGAAAACAAAAAAAGCUAAAAAAUCUGUCAAAAUCUGUCAAUGGUACUGAAUGAGUUAAAAACAUCAGUUUCAUUGCAUUGAUGCUCAAUGAGAUUUAUACAUUUUCUUUUCUUUUUCCUUUGAAACAGAAGGAAGCUAGCUCGUAUUUGCCCGGUGAAGAAGACGAAGAGGAGGAAGAGGAGGACGACGACGAAGACGACGAGUACGAGAGUCGAUCCUGGAGACGAUGAAGGCGUUGCGCUGCUCUGAUGAAGAAUCAGUCCUGAAUAAUUUCCCCACGUGCAGAAAUAAUCAAUACAAAAGAACUCACACUUUUUUUUUGUUUGUUUUAUUUUCCUUUCCAGUAUUUUCAAGCGAAGUAAUUUUACACUCGAAUCAAAGUGAAAGCCUCUUUACUUUCUUGUACAUGAAAAGAAGCUUUGAGGGGACGACAGUUUUUGUAACCCUCGACUAAACAGUUAUUUAAAACAUCUCACUUUUGCUGAGAAAGAUAAAUGUUAAGUUGUUCUUAUAGAUAGAAAAUCCUAUGUAAGUUUCCGUGUGCUUACCAGACGAUAAAUAUCAGUAAUGCACAACAUUUGUGUCUACUGUGAAUAGGUAUUUUUAUACAUACUGUAUUUAAGCUCUUCUCACCAGUUUUUUGAAAAAUCUCGUCCUCCGUUCAGGGACAGCCAUUCCUUCACUCACAGAGCGUCCUCUGUCGCUCCCGGAGAGAUACUUAUUUAUUUUUCCACUGCAUUAACGCACCACGCAGAACUUUUUUUGGCACAGUCUGGUGUGUUUUUCGUUUCACUUUGCUCUUAGAGUUUGUUUUGGUAUGAGUAAACCCUAAAAUGGAAAAGGAUCCAAACAUAUUUGACGUGGCGUGUCGUAUUCCUGAAUAAACAGGGCCAUCACUGAUACUGUACUCUGACCGUAUUUGAGCCUGGGCGGGUACAAGAAGAUACCAGUGCAAUAGAAAAAUCCAAACUGUGUUUACAGAUGGCCGUGUCCAUGCACGUCACAUACAGUCUCGUAGUAAAUAUCAAAUUCUCCCCUCUUGUAUUUUGUCGCUCACUAAAUGUCCGGUGCCACUCUGUGCAAAUCCAAACACCUGAAGAGGUGUUCGACAUUUCCUAAGAGUGUGAAACAUUUUUCACUUGUGUCAUUCUGUCUCCUUGACAUCUGACAACGAUCAGAUCACCCAUUUCAGAAAUGUGAGAUCUAAAGACAGGUGUUUGAAUGUAAAACUGAACAGUUGAUUUUAAUAUAUAUAUAAAUAUUUGAUUUCUUUGCCUUACACAAUCAGCGGAUGGCUGAAUUUUUACAAGAUUUGUGAUUUACUUUUGUAAAUUUUGUAAAUGCUUGAAAGAGGAAUUACUGUUGUGUUUUUUCAGUUUUUUUGUAAGUUUCUUUUUCUGAUAUUUUACACGAACGGCGAGUUUAUGUCUGAUAGGAAAAGUUCAAGCAAGAGUGCUUAGUGUCUCUGCUUGUUCAUAAGACUUUUGCUUGUUUUCGUCUAACCAGUCCACGCUGUGAUUUCACUGAACAAGUCAUGGUAGAAGCGCAUUUCUGUCAAAAUAAACGCAGAGAUGCGACAGGAGCGAUGCACCUCAGCAGAAUUUUAUGCGGUUGUGCAUUUAAACAUUGUCAGAAAAUGUGGGCCUUCUAUGACAAAACACGUUUCUCUUUCUUUUUUUUUUUGCCUUCUUUAAGUUCGCCGUUUUCUAGAAUCCUCAGGGUGGGAGGAAUCAGACUCAUGAAACUUCAAACAGACGUGUGCUCGAUGCAGGAAAAUAUUGUUUUCACAUUAAAUUCUCUCACUGACAGCUGUAACUGUGUUUACAUGCAGCCUGAUCAAGUGUUGUUUGACGUGUGCUUAUCCAAACUCAACUGAUCAUAUCCGGUUACCAGCCUGGACAAACAUGCAUGUAGAAAUGUAGAAAUCUGCACUCGAAGAUUUCUACCUGCGUGUGAAUUCUGUCACUCUUUCAGAAUUUCAACCACCUUUAGUCUCCUCCUGGUAUCCACAGUUUGAGGAUGCAGAAGUGUUAGGAACCCUGUAUGUGAUCUCCUCCCACCUGUCGUGUUGGUAGUGCUCUUGUUUGGAUUGCAUAUCUCACUGUUGAUUGGCGAAGCCCCCCCCCCUGCCAGUGACCUCGUUCUGCCAUUAAAGCUUUUUGGUCUUCACUAUCAUGGUGUUGGUCAAACUAAGGUGCCCAAGUUUUCCCGUCGGCACUCAGUGCUUUCUUUGGGAUGGUUUGCUCAUUUGAUGCUUUUUUCUUUAACAAGGUCACUGGCAGUCAUAAUGGACUUAUCCAUACUGGUGGGGUUCUUUGCCUGUGUAAGUGAGGAUUCAGGGAAGGUCACUCCCCCACUUUUUGUACUAUCUUCUGUAUGCUACUAUCACACAACAGUGUAGAAAUAUGUCAAAUGUUUAUUGAAUAAUAGUUUGGAAUUUGUUACUGUUUAUAUUUGCAGGAUGUGGAUGUAUUUUCUUCAUGUAUUUUGUUUGUAAAAAAAUGGAUUUCUAAUUUACUAGCAUGUUUGCUUUUGCCAAUAAAGAUGGAGGAAUGGGUGCUUGUUAAAAAAAAAAAAACAUCAGAGGAAGAGAGAAAAAAACAGAGAAAAGAGAAAAAAGAAAUUAAAGAAAAGAACAUUUUGAGUUACAGAAAGAAAUUUGACCAAAAAAGAGAGAAAGAACUGAGAUUGGCAAGGGGAAAAAAAAUCACGAGCAAAAGCAUUCCAGAAAAUAUAACCUGAAA
Molecule: messenger RNA, 22121 nt
Organism: Xyrichtys novacula (pearly razorfish)
Lineage: Eukaryota; Metazoa; Chordata; Actinopteri; Labriformes; Labridae
Source: the annotation of a GenBank genome assembly